CAAAAAACAAUUUGAAGUUGAAGUAUUUGAAGCAAUAUAUGAGAAAGAGUAUAUUGUUUUUACAAGAUACGAAGAUUUUAAAAAAUAUUUAACUAGAAAUAAUAUAGUUAAUAGUUCACUACGCAACUUUGAUUAUAUUAAAAACAGAAGGCUUCAGAAUAUUUUGAACUUUCUCGAAGCACAUAUUAGAAGCUAUUUCUAUACUUAUAAUGAAGGAUUAAAGUAUGGAAUUAUAAACGAUACAAUUGAUUUAAUAGAAUGGAGAAGAAAAGGUUAUGAAAAUGAUUGUAAAAAAUGGUUUGCCGAAAUAAACUAUGACUGUGAACAAUAUGGUAUUAAAUAUCUUUUUUCAUAUAGCGAUAUUGAACAAUACUGUGAAGAGUAUUUGGCCUAUUAA
This is a messenger RNA of Dentiscutata erythropus, 397 nucleotides long. Lineage: Eukaryota; Fungi; Glomeromycota; Glomeromycetes; Diversisporales; Gigasporaceae. The record is from the annotation of a GenBank genome assembly.